UCCCCAAAAAUUGAUACCCAGAAAGCGUCUAUCUCUCUCGUUUUCGUUUUUGCGUGAGCCGCCGCCGAUUUUGCUUGGCUUGCUUCCACCUAGAGGUUUUCGGGAACUCGCCGCUAAACAUACAUAUACUUUCCAUCUGUUGCAAAGUUUUGCUGUGAAACCAUGGCGACCAGGCUGCAAUUUGAGAACUCAUGUGAGGUUGGGGUUUUCUCCAAGCUGACUAAUGCUUACUGUUUGGUUGCCAUCGGAGGCUCUGAGAGCUUCUACAGCACAUUUGAGGCUGAGUUGGCAGAUGUUAUCCCUGUGGUUAAGACCUCUAUUGGUGGCACCCGCAUCAUUGGUCGCCUCUGUGCUGGGAAUAAAAAUGGGCUUCUUCUGCCUCACACCACCACAGACCAAGAACUACAACACUUGAGGAACAGCUUGCCUGACCAAGUUGUUGUUCAGCGCAUUGAAGAGAGACUAUCUGCUCUUGGUAACUGCAUUACGUGCAAUGAUCAUGUUGCUCUUACACACCCUGAUCUUGAUAGGGAAACUGAGGAGAUGGUCACAGAUGUUCUUGGGGUGGAAGUUUUUCGGAACACUAUUGCUACUAAUGUUCUUGUUGGCAGCUUUUGUGCCUUGUCCAACAGAGGUGGCUUGGUUCAUCCACACACAUCUGUUGAAGACUUGGAUGAACUUUCAACACUUCUUCAGGUUCCUCUGGUUGCUGGGACAGUCAACCGUGGUAGUGAAGUCAUAGCUGCUGGCAUGAUAGUGAAUGAUUGGACAGCAUUCUGUGGAUCUGAUACAACUGCCACAGAAGUCUCAGUGAUUGAAAGUGUGUUCAAGUUGAGGGAAGCUCAACCUAGUGCCAUUGUGGAUGAAAUGAGGAAAUCAUUGAUUGACAGCUAUGUCUGAGCUAAAUCUCUUUGAUACUUGAUACGAAACUGAAGAAGCUUUGUUUAAAGUCUUAAGUAGAAAAGAUCUAAUUUCUCCAAGAUGUAUAAUUCUUGCAUUGUUUAUGUUAGGACUUUGUUGAAUUUGAGUAAUUUUGUUGUUGGUUAUGUUGGGAAGAGCUGAACCAGUAUUGGCUGGGUUAUGUUAAGAGAAUGCCAUCUGUGUAAGAAGACUCCCAUAUGUUUACUCAUA
Molecule: messenger RNA, 1131 nt
Organism: Fragaria vesca subsp. vesca
Lineage: Eukaryota; Viridiplantae; Streptophyta; Magnoliopsida; Rosales; Rosaceae
Product: eukaryotic translation initiation factor 6-2-like
Exons: 7
Coding region: 163-900 (245 amino acids)
Biological process (GO): maturation of 5.8S rRNA; cytosolic ribosome assembly; maturation of LSU-rRNA
Cellular component (GO): nucleolus; preribosome, large subunit precursor; cytosol
Molecular function (GO): ribosomal large subunit binding
Source: RefSeq, a predicted model, not a curated record